UUCAAAACUUUCUAUCUUUUUCUUGAAUAUCAAAAGGGAGCCAGAAGGAACCACCAACUUGUUGGAAGCUUUUGACAAUCUUGCCAAUUUUCUUUCCCACUUCAGGCAAUUUCUUGGGCUCAAAAAACAAAGCAGCCACUCCAGAAAUGACAACUAGUUUAGGCACUCCUAGACCAAACAAAGCAUUGCAAGUUAGAACUUGUUUAACCCUCGAAUUUCUACUCGUGUGUUUUCCCAAGAACUAGAGAAUUACAGGAGCUGGUUUAGUCGAAGAAAACAAUGGUGUUAAAAAAAGUGGAGUUCGAAGAUGGGACGAGAGAAAGAAGAUGGGGGAGUUUUGGAAGAGAUAGAGCUAUUUUUGGAAGGAAAGGGAGAGAAUUGAUAUGAUGGGAAUGUGGAGGUGGAAUCCAUGUUGUAUGGGAUAAAAGCUACUAGACACACAGCGAGAAGUUGUUCUGCUUGAUGAGUUCAAAUCAUUUGGAGAAACUAUUAGGCCGACAAGGUAUUUUCUUCCAUGACUUGACACAAGGUACUCACAGAACCUUAACGUGUUGCUACUUGAAUGUUUUUGUGCUGUAAACUUGUGAUCCAUGAUGCUCCUUUUCUUGUUCUAUGUGUAUGUUAUUAACAAUCUAAGCGUCGGAUAAAAUCACUAGUUUCUUUUAUAAUGUAUACUAACGAUAAAAUCAUCGGAAGAGCUACGAAUUUGGAUUGGGAUUUUUCAUUUCUCAAAACUCCAACAUGUGCCUUCUUUUGGUACUUCGAUUAUGUGCGCUUCAAGCUUGAAAAAUAAUCAUAAAUGACUAUGACAUCUGUCUAUAAUUAAAAGCUAGUAGAGAUGCUUCAUCUCUGACUCUAUCAGUAGUAUUAGAAUUUUAGUUUUGCAAAAGGGAUGAAAUGAAAUUUAAUAAGACGGAUCUACAAGAUUGUGAUUGCAUUUCAAUGAACACUAUUUGUUUGAGUUUAUGUGCUAUCAAUUUGAAAGUAUAUGAGGAAAAAAACAUCCUAUUAUCCUUGCGGUUCUAAUAGUUUAAAGGAUAAACUAUUAUCGGUGUUGAAAAUAACAUGAACUUAUAAAUGCUGGUGUCAUCUGGCACCUUCCCAUGAGGAAAUUUUUUGCAGUUCUUAUGUUGGAAAAUUUUUAAAUGACCGGGGCUUGUGCAAUUCAAGUGCAAGCACUCAAUCAUUGAAAAGAAAUAUGAAAUAAAUUUAUACUAUAACAUAAAGACAGCUACUAUAUUUCUCCAUGUUUUAUUUUACUCGAAAUAACAGAGCAAUUCAAUGGCAUUAAUUAAGGCCAGAACUAUUAUCCAACUCUUCAAAGUUUCACUUUCUUACAAAUUUUUAAACUCGUUGUAGUAAUCUUCUUCAUUUAGGGAUUUUUCAUGUUUGACUGCUUAGAAUAGAGAUUCACUGAAUAUAGAUGCAUAAUUUUAAGUUCUAGGAUGAGUUGGGCCAGUCUGGGAUAACCUUGAUUUAUGAAAAACUUAUCUUGCUGAUGCCAAACGAGAUAAGUUCUAAGCUGUUCCUUUAUCCGUGAACUUUCCUUUUGUUGUUUACUUUAGUAGGCUCAUUGGAUUUUAGCCCCAUUUCUAUUCAAAUUACUAACACUCGAAUACUUCGCUGUGCAAUUUUAGGGUUUUCUUUAAUUACAAAUUUCCAUUCUGUGUACUGCUAUAAUGAUAAGAUUUACUCGUUUUUCCGUAACUGCUGAGAAAAUAUAUGGAAGGAUAUUGAGGUUACCAUUUACAAAAUAGUAUGGUUGUGUACUAGAUGGGGGCCACACGCCUAUAAAUCAACGUGAUUCUCCUCACCAUUUCUCAAUCCCAUUGAAGGAAAACCACUCUCCAUUGUGUAUAAAUUUCUGAAGUGUCGAUCUAGUGCCUCCAAGGCUGUCAGUGAAGUUCAAACCUUGUGUGUUGUUGAGACUCUGCUUAUUAUGUUGUCCCGUGGUGAUAGCCAUUCCUCUCUUUGUCAUCUCUGUGUUGAGGCAGCUAUGAAAAAGCUAGCUGACCCUGGGAACACAGACUUUGACAAGCACUUGGCUGAACACAAGGCCACUCUGGAUAAGCUUAACAAACAGUAUUUUGAUAACCUCAAAGAAUUGGAUGCCCUAAAGCGGCGAGGGAAGGAACUUGAUGAGCUGGAGAAGGUGGCCCGUAGCAAGUCUUUGUUUGGUGCGCCAAUUAAUGAACUCAGCUUUCACGAGUUGGAAAUGCUACGGAAGUCCUUGGAAGAAAUUAAGGAAAACAUAUUGAAGCAAAUUGAGAAGAUUUCUGCGGACAAUGAAAAUCCAACCUCAUCCUCCUCUGCGAAUAUCGCUGGAGUCAUCAAUCCUUCUGUGAGUAGCACUGCCAGGGGUUCUUCCUCUGCUGAUGUCAAUGACCAUGAUGAUGGCCAUGGACAUUAACCGUCUUAAAUCUGAGACUAGGAAAUAAAAUGGAUUUGCUAUCAUCCUGUUUCUCUUUUGAGUUUCAUAUGUAUGUUAGUAGUCGCUCUCUUUUCAGUGGACAGCAGUGUGUGAAUGUCAGAGACAUCAAAUGUCUGCAGAUGUGCACUUUGAAUAAAUAUUAGAUGAACUGGUCGUUUGUAGUCUUAUUUCUUUUUGAUAUGAUGCUGGAUUACUUGUCAUAAAUGAACUCAUCCUAUAGUGUUUGCUUUGAUUGAAGAAUAAAUGUUCAGGUUGUUUUGGGAGAAUGUUUGUGGAUGAGGGGAGCUAAUAAUCAUUGAUUGAGGCACAGGCUGUUGUCCUCUUGGUAGUGAGCAGAUGUGAGAAAUUUAAUGCUUGUCAUAUCUGAUAUGAGUGCAAAUUAGGCACCACUGAUUGUGCUUUAUAGCUCUAUCAAUUCAACUGACUCUGUUGCUAUGAUCACACAAAUUGGUAAUAGAGAGGUCAAUUUGGUUUAUGAAAUGGAGAAUGGUGAACACUUUGCACUGGAGUAAUUCAAAUACAAACUGAUAGUGUGGUGAUUUAAUUGGAUUUUAUUUGGGUAUACAUGCACGAUCCCAGUUUCUAAUUCAGAGCUUUUUAGCACUAGUAAUAUGAGAGAGGGAGAGUCAACUAUUUAGCAGUUCUUAGUUUUUAUCUUAUCGGUGAAUGUAUGCAGUUAUGCUAGCAUCUUUUAUUGCAGAUGCAUAGGCUGUGUUAAUAUAUAUUCCAUUCCUGAAUCUGCUUGCAUUCUCAGAAGGUUCUCUGUUGCAAAUGAUUCUUACUUAGAAUACCAGUUUACAACAUGAAAUAUAAGUUGAUGUUGAUUUAUUUGCCAACAUUUCAUGCAUGCAUUGUGACUGUUUGUAUACUUUCAUACUUUUCUUUUCUGCUCAUAAUUCUAUUAUAUUAAAGAUUUUUCUGUGUUUGCUUUUUCUUCCAUUGAGAAAAAACCACACCGAAUAACCUUCAGGUUUAGAAAUCUUAACCAACUUUAUUUAAGCCACUCUACAGACUUAAUUUUGUCUGAAUAAAUUACUCUUCUUAUGAUAAAUCACUGUAUGAACUAAAUUUCUCUUUCAUGAUGAUAUCUCUAGUAUCUAGUGCAUACAUGUGCAUCUGAUUGAAGCUCCUUAGAGAAGUUGCUUUCUCUGGUCCACCACCCCUUGAGGAGACUUGUUGGCAUUUUUGGUUAUCUGUAGCUAGUGGUGAAGUUUUAUUUUCAAUUAUAAACCAGAAUGCCACUCUUCCGUCAAUGGUUACCAUUGCUGGUUAUCUGCAGUUUUAUGCAUUAUUUCCCCACACUAACUGCUUGCUUCUCCCAUUUAAAAAGCUCUAGUCUGUUCUGCUAUAAUUAAUUUCUAUCCUCCAUUUGGUUGUGGCGAUGAUUGAUUUUUUCUGUAUUUCAUGCACUUAAGGCUUGCUAUGUUUCAUUUUAUACGAUAUCUCAAUUCUAUAAAUCUAUGCUAGUGAUGACAAAUCUCAUACUUAUUUGAAAGGAUAGAAAUUUAUUUCAGAAAUUAAGUGUAUAAAGAAGGCAAGUAUAAUUGAGUUUCAGUUCUAAUUGAGAGCAUAGAGGUGAUAGAGUAGACCGAAGGCAUAAUCAAAUUAAUUGAAUCAAGCUCUUAUGUACAUACAUAAUAAAGUACGGGUACUUUCUAACUUCUUCAAUUAUGUUUUUUUCCCUGCAUGGUAUCCCUUGUAACGAAAGUGGAUGGCAAAUGUUGUUGCUUUGGCUUUCUAUUUUUCUGUGCCCGGCCUAUAUGCAGGAUAUAACUGUAAAUACAUUUAGAAGACAGAACACAAAGAUUGAGGAACAGCACAGAAUACUAGUUACACUGCAUGAUCAUGGAUCCAAAAAAGGUAAACAUGGAAGAAGAUAAUUCAUCAAGGUAAGUAGUCGAUAUUUUGUUUUCACUGAAGAAAUUAAUGGUGAAAGUUUAUUUGGUGUUUUCAGUUUAUUGUAGAUUUCCUUAUGGAGCUUGUCAGUUUUAACUAUGGUGCUUUGUUGCACUACACCUAAGCUCAUUGUUCUUUCGCAUGCCUUCUGUUACCUAACUCAGCUUUUAUUCAGUUCUAUGCAUGUUUGUUGAUGUUUUUCUUUCUGAAUUGAGGGGCAGGGCAAGUGUUGAGAAAUGUAGCCUGUAAAUUGCAAGCAAUGACUAUUACAAACCAGCACCAUUUUUGUAGCUAUGGCAAAAAAGGGAGCUUAUUAUUAUUUUUUCUUUCAUAAUCAUGUAGCCAUCUUUCUUAUCACCUUUACUUUUCCUUUUAUGUAGGAAACAUAGAAAACUGCUUAAUGUAGGAAACAUAGAAAACUGCUUAAUGUAUUUAGCUUCCAAAUCUAGUUUCAUAGUAUUUCUCAUAUAUUGUGCCUGUGUUGGUCUGACUGAGCAAUGAAUACUGUGAUGGGGACAUCGAACCGGAAACAUUGGUUAUGCGCGCGUAUAAUUAUAGACGAUGGAGGAUAGCCCAAACCAUUGAGAAAUUGGACUUUAGCUUAUGUUUUGGGCUUAAUUCAUAUGGACUUUUAGUUAAGGUUUAUGAAUUUGGUUUUAUUUGUUGGGUUGGAUUUAAUUAUUGUUGGAUAUUUUAUUUAAUGGGUCAUAAGCCCAAUUGCUUAUUCUAGUUAGGGUUUUAGUAUAAAUACCCUACUUUUCUAAAUGUAAGGACAACUAUUGAUGAUUAAUGAAAAUUGCAGAUUUUUGCAUCUCCCUACUCUCCUCUCCUCUCUUCUCUGGCUCUCUUCUUCUCCUCUUCUUCCUCUAGGCUUCUUUCUUUUCCCGGCUUUAAUUUUUUUGCUUGUUGUCCCGCGUCAAAUUUGGUAUCAGAGCAUGGCUUUUAAUUGUUCUUACAAUUAAACGAUCUACACAUUUAUGUGAAACCCUACUCUUCUGGAAAAAAAAAAAAAAAAAACCCUACUAUUCUGAUUACAAGAAUCUACUGUUCACUAUUCACUGUUCAAAUCACUGUUCAUCAUCCACUGUAAUCGGGUUUCCAGCAGCGGCGCCACUGCCAUCUACGGCGUCUCAGCUAGUCACAGCGGCAGACCCACCACUGAGAAGACCUGCAAAUCAGUCCACCGAUCCACGCCGAUUUGCUACCUCCGACACAGACCAGCGGCAACCACCAGAUUGACACCGCAAGAGACAUCAGUGGAUCUCCGGCUUCAGCAGCACAAAACCACCAGCAACAGCUACCCACAACACCCAUCACAACGGAUCCACGCAUCAACCAGUUUCAUCCUCACCAGAGAGCAGUUUAGGCAUCCCCAAUAGCCACCAAAACCGAGAUCAGAUCAUCGUCACUGUUCAUCGUCACUGUCUUCGUCGACUCCUUAGCAGCGGCGUCCCAGGCAAGCAACCCCAGAAGCGACACCGGAUCAACAGCCUCGCCCAGAAGCGACACCAGACACCUCCACCUCUCCCCCUCGCGCCGCUGGCCCAAGCAGGAGCACGGAGUGAGCCAUCGCCGACAGCGGCGGCAACGGGUCACAGAAGCUAGGGAAGCAAGAAAGAAAGAAGAAACAAAAAAACCCCAGCUGAGAAUAUAAUUAACCCUGCCAUGUCAUCUGCCACGUCAACCUCCUGGAGCCACGUCAUCCGACACGUCAUCGCCACACCAGUCAAGGGCUGCUCCACCAGCUGCCACAUCGUCAGUUUCUGUCAUAUCAGCUGCCAUGUCCUUGUCUGCCCAUUGCUGCCACAUGUCUGCCAUGUCAUUAUCUUCGCCACAUAAUCAACAUCAAAUUCCAGCAUACUCCUCCAAAGCAGUCAAGUCAGUAAAUUACUUUACUUUUGAUUUGUUGAUUUUACUUUAGGUAUUGCACUUGGUAGUCAAAGUUGUCGUUAAUAUUACUUUUGUGCCUAAAAAAAAAAAAAUAUCACACCUUGCAUUUUUAUCUGUUCACUCUUACUUAACCAUUUUCUUCUUUGAUAUUUAGCAACUAGUUGUUGAGCCCGUUGAAGUUAGUAAAAAUUGUUACCAUUAUUUGAUUAAUCAUUUACACUUAAAAGGUCUAGCAUUGCUUGCUUAUAAUUUUCCUGGCAUAAUCUGUUCUUGAUUAAUCUUCACAAAAAAAAAAAUUAGCUUUAUUUUUGUAUUGUGAUUUUACAUGCAAGAACCAUUUGUGAUCUCAAUUCCAUUUAUAAGUUAGUGUUGCAUGCAUUUAUGUCAUGAUCAUUUAGUGUCCAAGUUUAAGUUUACACUUGCUGUAGACUCAACCUUAGUGAUAGUCUCGACGACCAUGUAAAGGGAACUGCAAGCUUAGGUGAUCAACAUGUUUAAGAGAAUUGAACCCCAAGAGAGUUUUCGAAUAAGGCACUCAAAGACUAAUGAAUAUCACAAGAACAAUCAUUAUGGACAAGUUCACUCUGAGCGCCACCAAUAUGACUAUCAUUUAGGUUAUUCUAAAUACGAUGACUUUGAUGAGCGAGUCUUAAGUCCUAACAAAAUAGAAGCUCCCACUUUUGACGGUCGUCAUGACCUUUGGAUAUUUGAUAUGUGGAUUCGUGAUAUGGAUAAAUUCUUUGAGUGGCAUAAAUUGUCUGAUAAUAGAAAAGUUAGAUUUGCUAAGAUGAAACUCAUUGAUGAAGCCAAAGUUUAUUGGAGAGAUGUUGAGGAUUGUUUAGAGAUGAGAGGUAAACCUCCUAUAACUGAUUGGAUCAAAAUGAAACAUAAACUUCAGGAGAAGUACCUACCCCAGUCUUAUAGGAAUAAACUCUUAGACCAAUGGAACAAUCUAAGACAAGGGAAUAAAUCUAUCAAUGAGUAUAUGACGCAGUUUAACGAUUACAUGAUUAGAUGUGCCAUAAAAGAGAAUGAAGCCAUGACUUUGCGUAGAUUUUGUAGAGGCUUAGAUGAUGAUCUUAGAAGAGAAAUUGUAUUUCAAGGUGUAUCUACCCUUGACCAGGCUUAUACCUUAGUUAAAGACUACAAGUUGGUCACAAAGAAUCAGUGGAAGAAUCAUCAGGACUCUUAUAGCAUCCCUACUAGGUCCCAAUUCAGAAACAGUGAUUCUUUGUUAGGUGCUCCACCCCAUAGACCUAAUCCUAGUAGCACCAAACUUUGUAAGAAAGAUAAAGGUAAAAGAGUUGUCAAUGAAGUGUCUAAGGUGAGUUCAAAGGUUAAGUGUACUAAUUGUUUAGGUUUUGGUCAUAUCUCCUUAGAUUGCACCUCUAAACCCUUAGUCAUCCAAAAACAUAAGGAUAUAGGUAAAGAGGAAUAUUGUAGUGUUGAAGUGUAUGAGCCUAAUCUUGAGGAUUUUAGUGACCUGGAUGACGAGGAUGUGCAAAAAGAGGGACUUAACACAAUGAGUCCACAUGAGCUUGAGACUGAGGUUAAAAAAGAGUCUGAUAUGUCUGCUUCAAUGGUAGAGGAAGUUUUAGGGAACUCUUCAGUGGAAUCGCCUGUAGAGAUACGUAUGGUCUUAGAAGAGUCUCAUGAUAUUAGUCCUCCUAAACUACCUGAUUCCUCAUCCCACAUUCUUGGUGUCCAGCACAUCAUAAGUUUAGAGCAACAUAUUGAGCUUUUUGACCCCUUACCACAUGCACGUGAUGAGGAAGAUGAAGAUAAUCCUAGUUUACUUGAUCGUGUUCAUACCAUAUCUACACAGGUUUCAAACAAUGUUUGUCACAUUUCACACCCUCAAUCAUUUAGUGUUCAUAGUUACAAACCUGAGAAGCCUAUAGAACACCCUCCCAUAUCUCCUCACGAUAGGAUGUUUAAGUCAGCUGAGUCAUUACCAUGUAGGGUUCAUAAUUUGCAUAUUGAGAUCAUGAAACAAAUUCAAGCAAGUAAUGAACAAUACAAAUUUCGAGCUGAUUUACUUGAAUAUCAUGAUGCACUUACUGUUGGAGAUUAUUUCAUGAUACAGAUUAGACCUGAACGGUAUCCUUUGGAAACCGAUCAUAAAUUGCAAGUAAGUAGUGUUAGACCAUUCAAAGUGUUGCAAAUGAUUAAAUCAAAUAAUUAUGUCAUUAAAUUGCCAUUAAACUUUGAUAUUAGCUCUACUUUUAACGUGAAAGAUCUCAGUAUUUAUAAAAUACAGCAUAUCCCUGAUGCUCCUUUUGAUACCCCUACCUCUUUAUCCAUAUCUUUGGCACAAAAGGAAUAUAUUAAUGCUACUUUGAAUGCACAAGUUCUUUUUACCAGGGUUGAUGAACUUCAGCAAAUCCUAGUAUAUGGGCUCAACGACCAGAUUCAGACUGUACUUGGAUUAUCAGAGAGACAUCAUAACAGCUUGAUCCUUAUCUUUGAGAGCAUUAUCGGAGCUGCCUUGACCUAUACUCGACAGGGUCGAGUUCUUCCAACCCCGGGAGAAUUGAUGGGGACAUCGAACCGGAAACAUUGGUUAUGCGCGCGUAUAAUUAUAGACGAUGGAGGAUAGCCCAAACCAUUGAGAAAUUGGACUUUAGCUUAUGUUUUGGGCUUAAUUCAUAUGGACUUUUAGUUAAGGUUUAUGAAUUUGGUUUUAUUUGUUGGGUUGGAUUUAAUUAUUGUUGGAUAUUUUAUUUAAUGGGUCAUAAGCCCAAUUGCUUAUUCUAGUUAGGGUUUUAGUAUAAAUACCCUACUUUUCUAAAUGUAAGGACAACUAUUGAUGAUUAAUGAAAAUUGCAGAUUUUUGCAUCUCCCUACUCUUCUCUCCUCUCUUCUUUGGCUCUCUUCUUCUCCUCUUCUUCCUCUAGGCUUCUUUCUUUUCCCGGCUUUAAUUCUUUUGCUUGUUGUCCCGCGUCAUACUGCUUGUGAUUUUCCAUGAGAAUUGAGAAAGGUGUGCUAUUUCAAGAUACUGUGAAAGCGUGUCGGUGCUAAUUAAGCUGUUUUAUAAUUAUCUCAAGUUCUUUGUCACUUGCAUAUAUGAUGACAUGAGUCCAAUGGGGUAACAUCAAGUGGCUUUUUGGAUACAAAAGGGAUGUAGCAACAUACAGUGGAGAAACCUGACAAUGGCAUGAAUUCUACCAAAAUGUCUCUCUUUUGCUGUUUUCUAUUACCUUGUAUCCAUGUUGUCAUGGCUCCAAACUAGCAGAUAUCUAAUCUUUUCAAUGUUUAAUGUAGAAGAUGACAGGAUGUGUAUGGCAACAGGAAAAUCUCACAUCGGAAAGCCAUAAGCUGGAAGGCAAGGCAAGCAUGUAGAAGAUGAAUGGAUGUGGGACGUACACGCACGGGGUUAAUGGGUGAUCAGAAGGCUCGUGGCCUAGGUUAGUGACCUCCAGUGCACUCAGGAGGGGUGCUGGUCUAAGCUCUCCCCAAGUGGGGGAGCCUACGUCAAGAUUUGGCUGAACAAGUCUCUGCCCCUGCCCAGUUCUAGUUUAGAAAAUUUGAGUUAAUAAGAAGAGCCAAUAGGCAAACUUGAUAAUCCAGAUGCAUAGCAUCGAUGUAUCAGAUUGAUAAUGUUAAGAACUUUUUGAAAACAACCCAUUAGUUUGAUUUCUGUGUAUAUAGAAAAUCUGAAAUUGGGUGAUUUGUUGAA
Populus nigra (black poplar) is the source of this 9896-nucleotide messenger RNA. RefSeq lists its product as uncharacterized. The record is from RefSeq and is a predicted model, not a curated record. NCBI's taxonomy places the organism in Eukaryota, Viridiplantae, Streptophyta, Magnoliopsida, Malpighiales, Salicaceae. The transcript is spliced from 3 exons. The coding region runs from base 6708 to 8816 and encodes 702 amino acids.